Dermatophagoides farinae (American house dust mite) is the source of this 3522-nucleotide messenger RNA. RefSeq lists its product as uncharacterized. Gene Ontology annotation, cellular component: cytoplasm. NCBI's taxonomy places the organism in Eukaryota, Metazoa, Arthropoda, Arachnida, Sarcoptiformes, Pyroglyphidae. The record is from RefSeq and is a predicted model, not a curated record. Gene Ontology annotation, biological process: protein dephosphorylation; regulation of MAP kinase activity. Gene Ontology annotation, molecular function: JUN kinase phosphatase activity; actin binding.
CAAAGUGGGUAUGUAUCCACAAAACAUCAUCAAAACAAAUUUCGAUGUUUUUUGUGUCGUGAAAAGUUUUUUCUUUUCAAGUUCUUGACAAGGCUGUAUACCGAUAACUUUUUUCGAGUUCUCAUAUGCAUUCAUUGGGUUGGUCAUGAAUUCGAUUUCAUUUUAAUUGUUUAAAACAAAAAAAAAAUCUCCAAAUCAUCGAAAAUGGCUGAAGAAGAUCGAAAUAAAUUAUUCGAUGAAAUUAGAAAUUUUUCUCAACGCAAACUAAAAAAAGUUGAAACAAAAGUGACGACCGGUAGUGGUGAACAAUUGACUGAAAAACGUUCACCAAAAGGCUUACAACAGAUCAAAUCUGAUGGUAUCAAUUCAGUUGGCUAUGUUGUUGAUAAUAAACCGGAUCUCCAGGUCGGAAUGAUUAUACCUGGCCUACUCAUUUCUUCUCAAGAUGUUGCUCAAGAUAAAUCCUUAUUGGACACAUAUGAAAUUACACACAUUCUCAAUCUGGCACCUGGCGUUCCUAAUGCAUUCGAAGAUGAUUUUAAUUACAAAAAGUUUGAAGUAUUGGAUAUACCCGAAACGGACAUCACUCAAUACUUUGAUGAAUGCAUUGAUUUUAUUCAAGAAGGCAUACAACGUGGUAAUUGUCUUGUACAUUGUAAUGCUGGCGUAUCCAGAUCAACGGCAAUAUGUUGUGCUUAUCUAAUGAAACAGAAAAAAAUGAAAUACAAAGAUGCAUUGGCUACAAUUCGUGAAGCCAGAGCUUUUGCCAAACCAAACGAUGGCUUUGCUAAACAAUUGGAACAAUAUGAAGAUCAAUUGUUUGGACAAAUGGCCGCACCCGAUUCAUCAGAAGAUAAAUUUAUGGCAAGAAAACGUGCUGAAAUUGAAGCUGAAAAAGCAGCCAUUUCUGGAACAUCUUCAGUAAAAAAUAAAUUAGCACAAUUUGGUGCACAAUUGGAAUCAGUUUACGCACAACGACUUCAAACUAUGACACCGAUAAAAUUGCCUUUGAAGAAGAAAACACCAUCAACACAACCUCAACAACAGCCCCAAUCGAUAGUCAAGAAUCGUAAAAAGUCUAACGCAACUGCUACAAUUCCCCCUCCACCACCACCGCCGCCAUUAUCUGAGCUUAGCAACAAAAAUGUUCCUCCACCACCACCACCUCCAAAUUCAUUGUUGAAUAAUGAUCGAACAACUCCGUCGAUUAAGAAAACAACGACCAAUAAAGUGAUCACAAAUGAAAAUAAGACAAAUAUUGUUAAACCGAUAAAGGAAAUCAAUAACCAGAAACAAUCUGGAGAUCCACCUAGACGGACAGCUAAAUCGGAUAUGGUUGAUGAGACACCAAUCAAAGUAGCAGCGCAGAAAAAAUUAUGGGAAUCCGCUCAUAAUCAACAACCUGAAAAUAAUAAUGUACAGAAUAAAAAGCCAAUCAAAUUCAAGACACAACCGCAAGUCACACAAACUAUAGCUAAACCUUCUCCGCCGAUAUCUCAACCUCAACUACAAGCCACUGAUAAUAAGACUCCCAAUAAAAGUCCGGCUCGAUCAAACAAAUUAGGAACGUGGGAAAAAUGUCCAUCCUCAACACCAGCACCAUCAACAGUUGCCAAUCCAAACACUAAAGCUGAAAUUGCAUCUCCUGAACCAAAGAAAAAGAUAACUAUUAAGAAAAAAGAUGCCAAUAACAAUAUUAUCAGUGGUAACGAAUUUGGUCAAUCACGGCGAUCUACACGUGAUUUGGCUGCAGCAAUCGAAGCUUCCGCAACGGAUUCGAAUUCAUCCACUCCAUUUUCAUCGCCUGGAACUCAACGUCGACAAAUGUAUUAUGGACGUCGUACAUCGACGCAACCGAUCGCAUCACAACAGCCAUCCGAAAAUCAACAGCAACCUGUUGCUUCGCGUAAACCAACCUGGGGUCUACGUGAUCAGGUUGAUAAUCUUAUGGAAACGACGCCAUCGUCAACACCGACUAGAUGUCGUUCACCAGCUUUAGUUCCAACUCCUCGUGACUCACAUAGUCCAUCACCACAGCCAGUUGGAGGGAUGCCGACUGGUAAAAAAGUUUUCGGUCGAGUUCCACCACGUCGAACCAGUCUCAGUGGCAAUGGACCUAUUGGUCAGAAUACUGUAACGAACGAUUUUGUGCCGAUUUCACCUCCACCGAUUAUGGUUUCUGAUGAUUCUAUUGGCCAGCAUGAUGAUAACGAUCUAGAUGUUGAUCAAUUUCUUCGUAAGCCACUAUCAAUGAUGAUUGACCGUAUGAAUUUUAGCCGUUCACCAUCGCCAAUCAACACUACGAACGAGACAACAGUGCAUGUCGAUUAUUUGCCUGUCAAUAAUAAUCGUCAUUGUAAAAAUCAGUUACAACAACAACAAUUUGAUCGUUCAUCAUCAUUAUCAUCAGGAUAUUUGGAUUAUAAUGCUCAUUCAUUACACAAUAAUCCGGUAAAUCAUUCUUUACAACAGCUAAGCUACCAUCCUAAACGAUCACUAUCACCUCUGAUUCCGUUUCAGAAGCAAUCAAAGCCACUGGAAUUUCAUCCACAAAAUCAAAAACCGAUAUUUCGGCCACAAAAACAACCAGAAAAUUAUUCAUACUUUCAACAACCCCAAACUUGUUGUUCGGCAACAAAAACCUUAUCAAAACAACAACAACAAGCUCGUGCUUUUAUUCAGCAACAAUUAGAAGCGCCUAUGAAUUUUGCACCAUUGGUUCGAAGACAUACAACCAACGAUCGAAUCUGGGCUAAUCGUGAUAAAAAUUCAUCAUUAUCUCAACAACAAUCCAUUCAUACGCCCGCCCAAUCGUCUUGUUUAAUAAUAAAUGGAUGUCAGACAGUUGCAGAUCCGCGAUCAGAAAUCAAUGAUCCAUUCGAUUCGAAUCGUCGUGAUCAAUUGGCUCAAUCGAUGUUUCUUCAACAAAUCGAACCAUCAUUUGGUCGACAAGCAAUUACACCACCACCUGGUCGUAUGUUCAUUGAUAAUAGAUAUAAAGAACAAUCGCCAUCUGUGAUUAAUAAUAAUCGUCCAAUAUCGCCAAACAUUCUCAUGCGAUCAUCUUUGCCGAAAAUCAUGGAAGAUAAUAACCAUUGUUCGAUAGAUGUAUCAUCAUCACCAAAGCCACAACCAUUGAGAUUAGUGUUUAAUCGAUCAGCAAGUCAACCAAUGAAUUCAAUUUCUAAUUCAAAUCUUUUCAAUACAAAUACCCAACAACUACAACCAGAACAAUUAGUCGUCAUACGUCGUUUGCCAGCAUCACACCAAAACAUUUGCUUUGCCACUGAUUAUUGACACAAUUCAUGUACGAAAUCAGCCUAAAAAAAUUUUUAUUUGCUUCUAUUAUUGCGAUGCACUUAUCCCAAAAUUUGAUAUGCUUAAUUUUUUGUUUUCUUCGAAAAAUUGUACUUUUUUUUAUUGACCGACAAAAUUCUGUAGAAUUUCUCCAAUCUUUAUCAUUUUUAAAUUUCAUUAUUUUUUUUCAUAAAAUUCAUCUAUCUGAUUCUCAUCCUUCUCGUU